UGUACCGACCGGUAAAUGCAGCUCUUCUUUAUUCGUCAUCUGUCGCCCUCUAGUGUGAAGACAUUUGACGACACUAACAUGUCACCUAUCCGGAUCCGCGACGGGGGAGGAGGCGGAUGCUUCGCGCAGAAACUCGAAGACACCAAGAUGCCAAGCAACGCAGAGUGGUCGUUGCGCCUUUUCUUGUUUCUCGCAGCGGCUUUAAGUCCUGGCAAAACGGCCGAGGUGUCCGUGUGGAACGUGGACGUCAACUCGACACAGCAUGCCGUCUUCCGGAAGACGCUGUACGCCAACACCACUGUCUUCAUGAAAUUCCAGGGUGACAUCAGCGCAUGUGAUCAAAACCUGGCCUUCAACAUCAGCUGGUACUUGCGUUCUUCCCUGUGCUAUAACGAGAUCUUCAACACGCCCGACAGCAAGGCCAUCAAUAUGUUCGCCAUGGAGCACAUGCUCAAGGAGGACUGGAGCGGCUUCUACAGUCAGGGCUACGUCUACUUUGAGAACUGCUCGGCUCUCUUCUUGCCCAAGGUGUACUAUGCAGAUUUUAAUCCAUAUCAACCACUGUCCAGCCCAAAGAGCGACGCAUCCAAUCAGAGCUUUGUUUGGCCCGACAAGCCGGACUUGGGCGCCGUUGCCAAGGCGUGGGGGGACAGCCCGUACUUGUUCAUCGUCAAGGUGCAGCCGCUCUUACGCGGCGUUGAGGAGGAGGACUUUGCGGCCGAGCAGCUCAACUUUGCUUUCACCAUGAAAGUGGAGAUGAAGGGACCACAUGACUACUCCUCACCAGCCGACUGGCCCCAGAUGAUGUUCUUCAUGGUCAUGUGCAUCGUCUACGUGCUCUUCGGCGCCCUCUGGCUCUUUUGGUGCGCUUGCUACUGGCGAGACCUGCUCAGGGUCCAGUUCUGGAUCGGAGGAGUCAUUAUCCUGGGCAUGCUGGAGAAGGCCGUCUUCUACUCCGAGUACCAGAACAUCCGCUACCGAGGAGACUAUGUUGAGGGUGCCGUGAUAUUUGCCGAGCUGCUGUCUGCGCUGAAGCGAUCUCUGGCUCGCAUCCUGGUGCUCAUCGUCAGCCUGGGUUACGGUAUCGUCAAGCCCAGGUUGGGUACCACGGUGCACCGGCUGGCCGCUGUUGGGUUGCUUUACCUGCUUUUCUCAUCUGUGGAAGGUGUGCUCAGGGUGACAGGCGGUUUCUACGGCACGGUGGCUCUGGUUGCCAACCUCAGUCUCUCCCUCAUUGACUCCUGUGUCAUGUGGUGGAUCUUCAUCAGCCUGUCGCAAACCACUCGUCUGCUGAAGCUGCGCCGGAAUGUGGUCAAGCUCUCUUUGUACCAGCACUUUACCAAUACGCUCAUCUUCUCGAUGCUGGCCUCCAUCAUUUUCAUUAUCUGGACCACAAAAGUCUUCAAGUUGGUGGACUGUCAGAAGAGUUGGAGGGAUUUAUGGGUGGACGACGCCUUUUGGCGUCUGCUCUUCUCCACUAUCCUGCUCGUCAUCAUGGUGCUGCUGCGGCCCUCCGCCAACAACCAGAGGUUCUCCCACUCGCCUCUGAUCGACGAUGAGGAUGAAGACGAGGAGGACGUCAAAGAGCCCAUGUUGAACGAAGCCUUUGAGGGGAUGAAAAUGAGAGGAUCUAAACCAGAUGCCAACGGCUCUCAGAAGCUCUUGAGUAAAGAGGAUGAAGACCUGAAAUGGGUUGAGGAGAACAUCCCAACAACGGUUGCUGAUGUAGCUCUCCCCGCAAUGCUGGAUGAGGAGGAGGAAAUUCUGAAAACCAAGAUGGAGCGAUCCAAAAUGGAGUGACUACCGGAGGACAUGGGUAACUCCAAAGUGACCCAGAGCGGCCUGGGGGCAGGGGAGAGCCAUCUGGAAUGUGUCGGUGCGUACGUGACUUGGCUCCACAGUCGUCACCCACGUUCCAACCAUCCCCUACCCGCAAAAAAAUAAAUAGAUAAGGUGGAGGGGAAAACACAUAAGAUUCGAUGACUGUAUAUCCAGUGCAAAUGAGCCAAUGAUGUUUCCCGCCAUUUUAUAAAUAUUUGAUACGGGCUAACUGAAGGAAGCAAUGUUUAAAUAAGUAAAUAUAGCGAGACCUGCACUAUAGUACACACAAGUAAUCGGCUACUGUCUUUGCAUACUUGAAGCAUAUCAAUGAAAUCAGAGGGCGAUCUAUCCACCGAUGCUCCCUCGAGAGAAUGUCAGCCGUUUAUUUGAUAUCCUGCCAAUGUCCGUGUACUAGUAUGCUCUUUCGUCCCCAGAAAUAAUAACGCGACGACUAGUACCAGUGAAACGCUGCAGGUUAAUUCGUAGAACUGUUUGGCGUCACUACUAGUACUGGUAGCAUGCAGUUUUUGACUAGUGCACAAAUUUGCGUACUCGUAUGUGGACCUGAAAAUGGAUGUCAACGAUAUCAAAUGAGUGGCUAUCAUGGAUUUUCAUGACAUAGUGAAACUCCACUCACACUCUCACAAAAAAAAAGGAAAAUAUGUUUCACGUCUUCUGUCUUUUUAAAGGAUCUAAAGGUACUCAAAUCCAGAUGUACUGCAUACAAUGUUACUUUUUAAUUUCGCACCUCACCAUUAUUCUAAAGUAUGACAUUGAGGUUUUGAAUUAAUUAAUGAAUGGUAUUUAUUUUGGUUGGAUAAAUAGUGCAGAAAAAAAAUCAUUUUAAAACCUCAAUUACCCCCCCCCCCCAAAAAAAAAGAAUCGCUGAAGCACCAAGCUUAUUCUUACCUAUACUCUACUGUACCAUGAAUCACCUAGAAUUUCAGUAGAGAAAAAUAAGUAAGAAUCAUCAUUUUCUGUUCUGUGUCUGACCCAAUCACAUCACUGUGCAAUCUACUGACGUGUCUAUGUGUGUGUAUCACAAAUGACUUAAUUUAUGCUUACUCGUCCUUGUUCAAAUCAUCUAUUUUUGUCUAAAAUCUUGUAACUUUCUGGAUUGCGCUCUAUGUAAUGUCAAGCAGUAAAUGUCCAGCUAAUAAAAUUUUUAUUGAAAGACCUGUGAA
Hippocampus zosterae (dwarf seahorse) is the source of this 3005-nucleotide messenger RNA. RefSeq names its product transmembrane protein 87A-like. Gene Ontology annotation, cellular component: Golgi apparatus; Golgi cisterna membrane. Gene Ontology annotation, biological process: retrograde transport, endosome to Golgi. NCBI's taxonomy places the organism in Eukaryota, Metazoa, Chordata, Actinopteri, Syngnathiformes, Syngnathidae. The record is from RefSeq and is a predicted model, not a curated record.